CUACAUUUACAUAUUCAUGAACAUUAUUUUAUAUGAGCCAAUAACAACCAUAAAUCUAGGUCCAUGAUUUUCAGUCCACAACAACUAAACAAAGCUCAAAUGGAUAAAUUGUCUAAGCUUUUGUUUCUACUUGUUUUGCUGAUCUUCAUCAAUAACAGAAUAAAAGUAGUUAAAGGAGAUGAUGAUUUCAUCAAAAAAACAUGCAAAAACACUCAAUAUAGUGAUGUAUGCAUCUCCUCCUUGAAAUCGUAUCCUUCAAGCUCAAAUUCGGAUCUGAAAGGGCUAGCAACUAUCAUGGUGAAUGUAGGAAUGGUGAAUGCAUCGGAAACUUAUGCUUAUUUAUCAUCACAAUCACAAGUGAUUAGUAGUAGAAAUAGGGAUACUAGUUUAAAGAAGUUAUAUCAGUUAUGUGCUUCAGAGUAUUCUUAUGCUAAUGAUUCUCUUAAGUCUAGCUUACAUGAAUUGUCUUUGGAAGAUUAUGAUUAUGAUUAUGCUUCUAUCCAUGUAAUGGGUGCCUCUGAUUAUUCCAACGCUUGCCACAAUGCAUUCAAUCGGUACCAAUGUGUGGAUUAUCCUACUUUGCUCAAGGUUAGAGAAGAUGGGUUUAAGCAUAUUUGUGCUGUGCUUUUGGGAUUAGUUGACCAACUCUAUUCAAUCAAUAAACGUUCUUAGUGUGUAAUCUCUACUAGUUUUCAUCUUUAGUUGUUUAUAUUAUGUUUAAAAGGAUAAAUGACAUUGCUGUUAUUUCUUCAUUUUCACCUAUUCAAUAUUUUUAGAUCGGGUUUACCGGAAAACUCCUUGAAUUGAUGUGUA
Spinacia oleracea (spinach) is the source of this 813-nucleotide messenger RNA. Its product is annotated as cell wall / vacuolar inhibitor of fructosidase 2-like. Gene Ontology annotation, biological process: negative regulation of catalytic activity. NCBI's taxonomy places the organism in Eukaryota, Viridiplantae, Streptophyta, Magnoliopsida, Caryophyllales, Amaranthaceae. The transcript has a single exon. Gene Ontology annotation, molecular function: enzyme inhibitor activity. Bases 64 to 672 code for a protein of 202 amino acids. The record is from RefSeq and is a predicted model, not a curated record.